GACAUGAUCGCGGCGGCCAUCCGGGCGGAGAAGAGCCGCGGGGGUUCCUCUCGCCAGGCCAUCCAGAAGUACGUGAAGAGCCACUACCGGGUGGGCCAGCAGGCUGACGCCCAGAUCAAGCUCUCCAUCCGCCGUCUGCUCGCCGCCGGCGUCCUCAAGCAGACCAAAGGUGUCGGCGCCUCCGGCUCCUUCCGCCUGGCCAAGGCUGUCCAGGCCAAGAAAUCCCCAGCUAAGAAGAAGAAGAAGAAGGUGACGGCGUCAUCCCGGCGAUCCGCAUCUCCCCGCAAAGCCGCCAGGCCCAGGAAAACCAAGUCGCCGGCCAAGAAGCCCAAAUCUGCCGCCAGGAAAGCCAGGAAGAAGUCGAGGGCCAGCCCGAAGAAAGCCAAGAAGCCAAAGACUCUUAAGGCCAAGUCGUUGAAGGCGGCCAAGCCCAAGAAGGCGAAGCGGUCGAAACCCAGAGCCAGGUCCAGCAUCCGAAAAUCGCCCAAGAAGAAGUGA
Merops nubicus (carmine bee-eater) is the source of this 498-nucleotide messenger RNA. Its product is annotated as histone H5. Gene Ontology annotation, molecular function: double-stranded DNA binding; nucleosomal DNA binding; structural constituent of chromatin. The record is from RefSeq and is a predicted model, not a curated record. The transcript has a single exon. Gene Ontology annotation, cellular component: nucleus; nucleosome. Lineage: Eukaryota; Metazoa; Chordata; Aves; Coraciiformes; Meropidae. The annotation marks the transcript as partial. Gene Ontology annotation, biological process: nucleosome assembly; chromosome condensation; negative regulation of DNA recombination.